AUGUCAGAAAAGAAGUCACUCUCGCCGUCUCUGGAAGGUGCAGAGACGCUGCGUGAGCGAGAGGCGUAUGACAACAAAGACGUUUUUGGCCAUGAGGAGGAGCACGAUAUCAGAUACAAGACGCUUUCUUGGGAGCUCGUUGCUGUCCUUAUGAUAGCCGAGAUCGUGAGCAAUGGGAUGCUCUCUUUGCCUUCGUCACUAGCUGUUGUGGGUCUGGUGCCGGGCAUAGUCGUUAUCGUCUUUCUCGGCGUGUUUGGACUGUUCACGGCCUGGAUCUUAAUUCAAUUCAAGCUCAGACAUCCAGAGGUCCAUAAUAUGGGUGACGCAGGCCUGAUCCUCUUCGGCCCAGUUGGGCGUGAAGUUCUCUCUUUCGGCACCAUUGUCUUUGCUGUCUUCGCUACUGGUGGCCAAUUGCUUGCUGGCCAGAUUGCUCUUGGCUCUCUCUCCAACGGCAAACUCUGCCUCAUGCUCUACACCGGUAUCUUCGCCAUCCCCACCCUCGUAUGCUCACUCCCGCGCACCCUCGACAGCCUCUCCUGGCUCAGCGUGCCCAGUGUGAUCAGCAUCAUCGUAGCUGGCAUCGUUGGCAUGAUUGGCGCAGGCAUCAAUUUCCCUGUCGCUAAUUUCAGUGUAGCCAUGAAGACGGAUUUCGUGACUGCGUUCAUCAGUGUCACGAACCCCGUGUUUGCGUAUGCGGGACAUUUCAUGUUUUUCAUCCUGAUUUCAGAGAUGAAGCAUCCUGAACAUGCUAUGCGCGCGGCUUGGGUGCUGCAGACAUUCGCUACCGUGUUCUACGUUGUUUUUGCUGUGGUGUUGUAUAUCUAUGUUGGCCCGACUGUUGCGUCGCCAGCUUUCACGAGCUUGCCUGAUAAAUGGCAGAAGGCGGCUUAUGGAAUUGCUAUUCCCAAUUUUCUGAUCGCGGGGAGUUUAUAUUCGCAUACGGCUGCUAAGCUACUUUUUGUGAGGUUCUUUCGGAAAAGUAGGCAUCUGUAUACCAAUACUGUGCUGGGUUGGGCCGUUUGGAUAACCCUAGUUUUUCUGAUGAAUGCUGCGGCGUUCGUACUGGCCGUGGGUGUACCCAUAUUCAAUUAUUUGAUCGGCAUUGCCGCUAGUCUUUUUGCGAGUUGGUAUACCUACGGCAUAGCUGGAGCGUUCUGGCUGUAUGAUGCCUGGGUGUAUAAAGGAGGGAUGUUGGCGCUGAAGACGCGGUGGCCGAUGACGGGAUUAAGCGUAGCAACGUUGGCGGCGGGAGCAUUUAUUUGUGUGGCGGGGAUGUAUGUAAGUAUCAAGCAGAUCGUGGAUGCUUACGCGAGUAGGCAGGUUACUGCGCCAUUUAGCUGUUGA
Letharia lupina is the source of this 1344-nucleotide messenger RNA. RefSeq lists its product as uncharacterized. NCBI's taxonomy places the organism in Eukaryota, Fungi, Ascomycota, Lecanoromycetes, Lecanorales, Parmeliaceae. The record is from RefSeq and is a predicted model, not a curated record. Gene Ontology annotation, molecular function: amino acid transmembrane transporter activity. Gene Ontology annotation, biological process: amino acid transmembrane transport. Bases 1 to 1344 code for a protein of 447 amino acids. Gene Ontology annotation, cellular component: vacuolar membrane. The transcript is spliced from 4 exons.